AUGUCUCAACGCGAACCAGAAUGGGAUGUACACUUUCAGCGGUGGCUUCUGACUAAUUGGAGUGAAGAGAACCAACUAUACUACCGGACGCAUUACGUUGACGGAAAAUGGGAAUUCUUCGAUUGGUUGCUCGCGCCGCGGCAAAGGGAAGACUCGGGGAUUGAGGUUAUAGAUCACGUCCAGAAACCAGAACCUCCCCGGUAUGGUAGCUUCAUUCAAGGAAGUUACCAUCCAGGGAAUGCUGUGCCAGGCUCACAUUACGAGUCGCUCGAUCCCACGUUUUAUGUCCGCGAUCGUACAUUCUUUGAGGUUGGCAAGGUUUUUGCUAUACUUUUCAUUGAGUCCGCGGGUGCUAGUGGCCAAGCUAUGUCAAACAACAGCAACAUAUCCCCGGUCAGAUACGGCGAACUUGCACAUGCGCAAGUCAGGAGAUUUGUGGUUGUAAAACAAAAGAGGGAAUUCUGUUUCGCCUGCCCAAUCUUCGUUUAUGGUAACCAAGGCACGAAGAAGCCCGGUGUUGUUCCCGAUGAGCACGCAAUUGCAUAUAGUUAUGGUAACCAACCACAGCUAUUACCUGAUGAAACCCCCUUAAGUAAAGAUCCAAUUUGCAUAGUAAUGGAUGCUGGCGAGCGUUCUCUUUCUGCGGCGAGUCGCAUCUAUUUUGCGAUCCAUCAUCCAAUCCAGUAUAACGUCAAGGUCAAAUCCAUUGGCUAUGUUCACCCGGAUCACCUGCCAAUGCUUUUGGCUUACUGGAAUAUGGAAAAUGGGGAGAAGUCAGAUUUCACUCCUUCUGUAGCUUCCACUCCCUCAGUACAAACAGGUGGAUCUGGUUUCGAGGAAGUUCGAAAUCCCCACAUGUUCUUCAAACCUGCCAGAGUCUUCAUGACACCAUGGACGGAACCCGAAGGGUUCUCUGGGCGCAUGUUUACUGAGACGGCCAGAUUUGUCGUGGUCAAGUCCGGCCCCACAUUCUCUGUAUGUCUCCGUAUCAGUACCUACUCUGGCCAAGCUACGUCGAAACCGGGUGUCAUUGCAAGCCACCAUGCAGCCGUUAUACCCCAAGGCGGAACUGUCACCUAUCAUCCACAUGAGGAAGAACUUUCUAACCCUCCCAUCGAGAUCAAAGUCGAGAAUGACGAUGUUGACAUUGAUCCAAUGGCUCGUAUCAACUUCGCAAAGCCGUACACUGUUGAGCACAAUAUCUUGGUGCGUAAUGUUGGUAGGGUAGUUGGGGAUCACGUGGUUCGGCGACUCGAGAUGUACCUUGCAACGAACUUGGGAUUCACAAAGCCUUGA
Molecule: messenger RNA, 1296 nt
Organism: Alternaria arborescens
Lineage: Eukaryota; Fungi; Ascomycota; Dothideomycetes; Pleosporales; Pleosporaceae
Exons: 6
Coding region: 1-1296 (431 amino acids)
Source: RefSeq, a predicted model, not a curated record